Molecule: messenger RNA, 1712 nt
Organism: Trichoplusia ni (cabbage looper)
Lineage: Eukaryota; Metazoa; Arthropoda; Insecta; Lepidoptera; Noctuidae
Gene: Fip1
Product: pre-mRNA 3'-end-processing factor FIP1
Exons: 9
Coding region: 86-1624 (512 amino acids)
Cellular component (GO): mRNA cleavage and polyadenylation specificity factor complex
Molecular function (GO): RNA binding
Source: RefSeq, a predicted model, not a curated record
UAAAUAAUGUCAAAUGCAGUACACAAGUUUUGUAAGCAGGUACGCAAGCUAGCAAUCUAGUCAGUGUGUUACAAACAAAAUAAAAAUGGCAGAUGCUGCCGUUGAAACCGCGCCAGGAGAUGAGAACGAUGAUAGUUGGUUGUAUGGUGACUCGAAUCCUGAUCAGGCAGCCGAUAAAGAAUCUGAAGACGUAGGUAAAGAUCAGCAACAAACCGAUGUCGCUGAUGGUGAGGCAGAGAAUGAAGAAAAAGAGCAAGAAGAGAAUGAAGGUGCGAAUGAUGACUCUCACUUCAAUGACGAGCACUUCGCCGAGGUCGGGCGGGAAGGUGACGACCAGAACGGCGACGCCGACAGCCAGAACAACGGGGACUCCGACUCCGAUGACAGUGACGACAUCAAAGUCACCAUUGGAGAGAUCAAGUCUGGACCCCAGGCUUAUGCUAGUCUUAAUAUUAAACGUGGUGUAGGUUUAGUGGCUAGUGGUGGUGGAGAGAAGCCACGCAGUGGAACUACAACUGGUGGCAAAGUGACACUGGAGGACUUGGAUGGACCAGGCAGCAUUAAUGGAGUGCCUGCAUUAGAAUUCAACAUAGAUACUAUUGAAGAUAAGCCAUGGAACAAGCCUGGUGCUGACAUAUCUGAUUAUUUCAACUAUGGUUUUAAUGAGGUGACCUGGAGCGCGUACUGCGAACGACAGCGCCGCAUGCGAGUGAACGAGGCUGGUGUCGGCCUGCACGUGGGCGCGCCGCCGCGCCUGCCGCCGCCUGACUUGCGCAGACCGCCAGGACCAGGAAGAAAUGAUGAAAUGAUGCCACCAGCAAUGUCAAACAACUAUCAAGCUAGAGAAAACACUAUACAAGUGAUGACAGCAGAACGAAGAGAAUACGGGCGUAGUGGUCACCAGCGUGAAAUGGGCGCACCAGACUACUUCGGUCCUCCUUCUAAUGACCACUACUACCAACCGCCACCGCAUGCGCCUUACGAGGAACCUUGGGGUCAUCCAGAACAGAGCGGUUGGGCGCCAAGUGAAAUAAAGGAGCUGACGCCUGGGCCGAUGGGGGCGGGCGCAGGGCUGGCGGCCCCGCACGGGCCGCACGGCGCGGCGCUGGGCCCGCACGGGCCGCACCCGCACGGGCCGCACGGGCCGCUGGGCGCGCACGGGCCGCCGCACCUGGCCGCGCCGCACGGCCCGCCGCACCUCAUGGCCGCGCCGCCCUUCGUGUCGCCCUACCGCCAGCACCCGCCGCCGCAUCUGCACGACCGCGAGCGCGAGCGCGACCGUGACCGCGACAGGGACCGCAUGCGGGAGCGCGACGACCGCGACCGGAGGGACCGCGAUAGAAGAGAUGAAGAGGAGAGGGAAAGAGACAGAGAAAGAGAUCGAUCCCGAUCAAUUAAACCCGACAGGAUCAGAGAAAAGUCGUACAGGCGGGAGCGAUCGAGAUCAAGAUCACGUCGGCACAAGUCGCGUUCCCGGUCGCCACGACAGCGCGAGCGGUCGCGCGACCGGGAGCGCUCUCGCGACCGGGAUAGGGACCGCUCCAGAGACCGCGAGCGAUCCCGAGACAGGGAACGCAGCGUUAAGCCCAAAACCAAGGAUAAGGAAAAAGAUGAAGAAAAAUAGUUAAAAACAAAUGGAUCCAGCUCGUAGCUUCAGACAACACUUACAAAUAUGGGUGACAUGAUCUUAAAUAAAUAAUAGGCAUAUAACA